Messenger RNA from Penaeus monodon (black tiger shrimp), 550 nucleotides. RefSeq names its product solute carrier family 22 member 1-like. NCBI's taxonomy places the organism in Eukaryota, Metazoa, Arthropoda, Malacostraca, Decapoda, Penaeidae. The record is from RefSeq and is a predicted model, not a curated record. The coding region runs from base 272 to 550 and encodes 92 amino acids. The transcript has 3 exons.
GUGGUGUUUCAUGCCUAAGGAGCUGGAACGAAAAGUAAAAAGUGAACAAUAAUCUGUGAUUUUUCUAACCUGAAGUUCAAUGACAUUUUGUAACCACUCAUGAAAGAACAGUGGUGUUAUUUCCAUAUGCGCAGAAUAAAGAAAGUGGCAAGAUAGAAGCAAUCAAGUGAAUAUUAAAUGUACACACAUUAAAAUUACCAUCAAUUCAUAAUCAUCUGCUCAGAAAAAACAAACAGACUGAAAGGCAAAGUGAUCACUCUGCUGUUAAACAAUGCAGUAUACAGUGGAUGAUGUGUUUGGAUUGAUUGGACAGUUCGGUUGGAGCCAGAGAACAUACUUUCUCCUCUUAGGUAUUCUACAGAUCUUCGUGGCUCCUCAAAUGCUCCUUAAUGUAUUCACUGGUUUAGAUCCAACUUUUGAAUGUUAUGAAAAAAAUGCAAGUAGUGCAGCGAAGCCUCUCAUUAAUAAGUGCAUUAACAAUGACCCUCAAGAGUGCAGAAUAUCCUACACAUCGGAGUACAAAUCUUUUGCGUCAGAGGUAUGUAAAUGA